GGGAUUCGAUUCUCUCCCGGCCUCGCUGAGUCACGGAACAUUUGGGGCAUUUUCAAGGACUUUCAGGCACUUUGAAGCUCCCCAAAUCUGGGAGUGAAUCCAAACAGGGGGUGGUUCUCCCCCGGUCCCAGUAACACCAGUGCGUUACUGGUGCUGCACCGCGCCCCUCGCGCGGAGCUUUCCGGGGCGUUUUGGGGGAAAUCACCACUUUUAUCCUUAAUUUCGGCAGCUCCGAAGGAACCGGAGCCCCAGCUGGAAGGAGCCGCUGGAAGGAGGGAUCUCAGCCCCACCUGAGCACAGGUGAUGGGGGGUUGAGUGGGAAUUCAGCUCUUUUAUCGCUAUUUUUGGCAGCUCUGAAGGACCCCAAACCUUCCCCGAGGAGGAGCCGAUGCGAUGGAGCGAGAUCAGCCCCACCUGAGCUCAGACCUGACCACCCCGGACCUGAGGAAGGCUCCGACCCCCGCUGGCCGUGAGGACGCCGACACCGCCGUGAUCGCAGUGGUGAUCACCGUGGUCUUCCUCACGCUGCUGUCGGUGCUGGUGGUGAUCGGGAUUUACCUGUACCGGAACCGGGGCUCGUACCGCACCUACGAACAGGCGGAGCCGCCCCCGCGGGAGGAGCCCCCGGCCAAGGAGAAGGAGGAAUAUUUUAUUUAAGGACGCGCCUGGGAUCCACACAGCUCCCGAAGUUCCCUGGACACAAGUUUUCAGGAAUUAGGAUGCUGUCGGAAUUCCCUGGCAUCACAAUCUGCCCGAAUUUCCCGGAGCUGAGGAUCAAUUUCUUGGAGGUGGGGGAUCUUCCCAAGCUGGGAAUCUGCCUAAAAUCCCUGGAGCUCCACCUGAAUUUCCUGCCUUUGGGGUGGAAACCUGCCUAAAUUCCCUGGGGUGGAGGUUCUGCUUAAAUCUCCUGAAGCUGGGAUCUGCCUGAAUCUCCUGGAGCUUGUGAUCUGCCUCAAUUCCCUGGAGCUGAGGAUCUACAGCUGAUUUGGUUUAUUUUAUUUCAGUUUUUCUCCUUAAUUUAUGAAGCCAACCAUGGAAGGAAUACGUGGGUGCCCGAGGGUAGGAAAAACCUCAAAUACCCCCUAAAAAUUAGUAAGAGGAAGUUCCCAAUGCAGCAGGAAAAAGGAAAGGAGUGAGGAAAGCCCCGUCUGGCAGCAGCCAAAGGGGUUCUCAGAGGCCCAACAGAAAUCUGUUACUUCAUUUAAAUUUUCAAAAUAAUCUUUAUUUUUGGUUUUUAGUAUAAAAACUCCACAGGUUCAGUGCAGCACAGAGAGUCCGAGAGCUGCGCUCGGGAACGGUCAGGGAUGGUCACACACACACACAGAACACAGAUUCAGAUUAAAGUGAAAUAUUAAGAUAAAA
Taeniopygia guttata (zebra finch) is the source of this 1362-nucleotide messenger RNA. It is a transcript of the gene SMAGP, whose product is annotated as small cell adhesion glycoprotein. Lineage: Eukaryota; Metazoa; Chordata; Aves; Passeriformes; Estrildidae. The record is from RefSeq and is a predicted model, not a curated record.